UUCCACAUAGCCGCCGAUGGGUGGGAGGGCGACACGUCGAUUUAUCAACGCCUGUGUGCAGCGGAUGCUGCUCCCCAUCUCGUCAGUUUGACUAUCAUGACAGAAGGCAGGGACGUCGUCGGAGGCGUCCUACCCCAGUUAUUCAGCGGACAGAUGCCCAAUGUCCGACAGCUCUGCCUCGCACAUUUCACUUCGUGGCCUGUUGGCCUUUUCACAAAUUUAACGCACCUCUGUUUGCAUGACCAAUGCGAUGUAGGUCGUAUGACCACGUCGGAGUUUCUGGAUUUCAUAGAGCAAUCACCGCGGCUAGAGGAGCUCAAUCUU
Molecule: messenger RNA, 324 nt
Organism: Guyanagaster necrorhizus
Lineage: Eukaryota; Fungi; Basidiomycota; Agaricomycetes; Agaricales; Physalacriaceae
Exons: 1
Source: RefSeq, a predicted model, not a curated record